This is a messenger RNA of Hordeum vulgare subsp. vulgare (domesticated barley), 1659 nucleotides long. RefSeq names its product protein AAR2 homolog. The transcript is spliced from 14 exons. Bases 82 to 1269 code for a protein of 395 amino acids. Gene Ontology annotation, biological process: spliceosomal tri-snRNP complex assembly. Lineage: Eukaryota; Viridiplantae; Streptophyta; Magnoliopsida; Poales; Poaceae. The record is from RefSeq and is a predicted model, not a curated record.
UCCAGGCGGCGGCUCGCUUCCUGCCUCUCUCCCCUCCCACCGCCGCCGGUGAGCAGCGAGCGACGCCGAGAGCUGGCCGCCAUGGCGGCGCGGAGGAUGGACCCCGAGGCGGCCACGGAGCUAGCGCGGAAGGGGGUCACCAUCCUGCUCCUCGACGUGCCCCAGCACACCGUCCUCGGCGUCGACACCCAGGUCUUGUCGGUCGGCCCCAGGUUCAGAGGGAUCAAGAUGGUGCCCCCAGGCCCGCACUUCCUCCACUACUGCUCCCCCAGCAGGCAUGGGAAUGAGUUUGCACCUACUGUUGGAUUCUUCCUCACCACUCACCCGUCUCAGGUGGUCGUUCGAAAAUGGCAUGCGCAAGAGGAGAGAUUAGUGAAAUUAUCAGAAGAGGAGGAAAUCAGAUACUCUGAAGCAGUAAAACGUUUCGAGUUUGAUGAUCAGCUUGGACCAUACAAUUUGGACUCUUUUGGUGACUGGAAACAACUUUCAAGCUACUUAUCACAAAGUGUUAUCGAACGCCUUGAGCCAAUUGGUGGGGAAAUUACAAUUGCAUUGGAGACAUCAUGGAUGGAUAGAGCUCCCCAAACAGAGAUGGAGAGACGAUUAAUGGAACAACUUAGAGAGGACAAAUUUGCAAAGAAAGCCCCCACACAGCCUGAGCGGAGAGGAUGCUACUACACAACUAUCCCUGCUUCGGUUAAACACAGGAACAUUUCUGCAGAUGAGCUGACUUUGCUGAAUUUGGACAGAACAAGCUUGCUGGAGACUGUCCUGGCCAAAAAUUAUCAAGGCCAAGAAGAUUUACUCUUGGGGGAGCUGCAGUUCUCGUUCAUAGCGUUUAUGAUGGGACAGUCGCUGGAGGCGUUUAUGCAGUGGAAAGCAUUAGUCAGUCUUCUUUUGAGCUGCAGUGAAGCUCCACUUCAUACAAGGACACAAAUGUUUGUAAAGUUUAUAAGGGUUAUUUACUAUCAAUUCAAGCAUGGCUUUCAACGUACACAUGAUUCCAGAAGUAGUGACGACAAGGGCAACUCUUUGUUUCUGGAUGAAGCAUGGUUUUCAAGAGACAUAUUUCUUUACCGGCUUUCGAAGGAUUUCUUGACAGUAAUAUUUGAAGCUCAAGUCGUGGAUGGAGACCUUCUGUCAUGGGCUAGGAAACUUAAGAUGCUCCUGGAGACCACGUUCGGAUGGGAUCUCGAGAACAAUGCUGCGAACCUUAUCGAUGAGGACGACGAGUUUGCUCCCGUGGUCGUGGAGAUGGAUGGCUCCUAGGGUGCGCACAUUCCACCGAAUCUCAUGAUGACGGGCGCGCCGUUUUAGCGAGUCACAGAGGGACAUGGUGAGCUCUGAGCUGGUUGGCCGGCUACUCUUGUGAAGAUGGAGAUUAGUAGCAGUAGCGCAUCCGUUUAAAUUGAAGCGCCAAAACGUCUUGUUACAUUAGGAAGGCACAGAGGAUGCCUGCUUCUACUUUCAGAAAAGAAGGAUGGACACUUGCUUUGCACCAGCGUUGGAGUAGCUCCUUCCCCAUACGUUGGGCUGUAGAUAUACUAGUGAGGAUCUCCAGCUUCUUCCUGGUUGCAUCGGUAGGACAGUACUGAGUUUCGUGGGCUUAUGAGCUUGCUCUCCAACAUGGCAUGGAAACGAAAAAGUUUUUCUGGAUAA